This is a messenger RNA of Acinonyx jubatus (cheetah), 5443 nucleotides long. It is a transcript of the gene OVOL1, whose product is annotated as ovo like transcriptional repressor 1. The transcript is spliced from 4 exons. Gene Ontology annotation, biological process: regulation of transcription by RNA polymerase II; epidermal cell differentiation. Gene Ontology annotation, molecular function: RNA polymerase II cis-regulatory region sequence-specific DNA binding; DNA-binding transcription factor activity, RNA polymerase II-specific. The record is from RefSeq and is a predicted model, not a curated record. Gene Ontology annotation, cellular component: nucleus. Lineage: Eukaryota; Metazoa; Chordata; Mammalia; Carnivora; Felidae. Bases 3096 to 3713 code for a protein of 205 amino acids.
GCAAGGCCUCCGGGCGCAGGGAGGACUAGAGCAGAGGGUGGCCACUGCCGAUGGUUACUUCUGACAAGGGUGGUGUCCCACAGGGGCGCGCGGCCCUGUGGUGGCCAGAAGGGCGGCAAGGACGCGCAGGGAAGCACAGUUCACGGCCGGUCGGGGCCAUCCGCCCUGGUGUGAGGGCUCAGGUGCUCCGUGUUAGCGUCGCUGUGGCCACGGCACGACAGGCAGUUGGGAAAGGGGGAAAAGAUACUGCCUGAGAGAAAAACUUGGCAUUCAGAGUGGGCACAAUGGGCUGAGCAACCAGCCCGUUGUGUUUCCAGGGCCGCCCGCCUCUGCCACCUGGCUGGCACUAGCUGCCUUUCGGGCAUCGAGAGCUGACCUGCUGGGGCCGGGGGAGAUGGGCACGGGGGACUCCUGCCUUCCCUGAUAACACCAACCUGGGCCGUGCUGAGACACUGUCCCUGCCCGUUCAGAGCUGACUUAACCACACCCCGGGUCAGUACGAGCACUGGCCCCCGUGUGGUCAGAGGCUGGGUCCUCACAUCUGCUUUACCUGCUCUCCCUGGGGAGCCGGCACCGGGCCCCGUGCCCGGCCCCGACCUGAGGCCUUGCUGGGUAGGGGUAGGACCUGGCCCUCUGUCCAGUAUUUGGCCAGCAGCUCUCAGUCUGAGGGAGGCGGGGCUUGCCGGCGAAGGAGGAGAAGGGCCUCAGGUGGCAAGCUGCUCCCAGCCCGGCCCUCGACAUCAUCCAGUGGAGGCGAGCUGGGCCAACACAAGGGGAACCCGCGAACCCCUGAAGGAGUAGGGAGAGGGCCAGGCUGGUGCGGCCUCGCCAUUCUCCACAGCUGUGGGCGGGUGAUGAGUAGCCACAGCCGCCGCCUUGCCGGAAACGUCUAAUUAGGGGACAGAGAGCAGCACAAGCAGGGCCCGACCAGUUCUGCUUCCUGUCUCCGGCCACCCAGUGACACCCAGUGACAGGAGCGGCAUGCCCUGAGCACGCCCUGUGCGUGCGGCCGCGGCAGGGCCAUGCUCCCGGGGGUGGCGGGAAGACAGGUUUGGCGGGGUGGAUGGGAUGAGGCAAACGUCCCCACCCUGGCAGCCGAGUGGCGGUGCGUCCGGCCUCCCCUGCCCCUGGCUCAGGGUAGAGGCAGCUCCGAGGCCAGACCGGGCAGGCUCGCUCCCUGUCCCCAGUUCCCCAGCACCAGCAUUGCCAGGCUUCUGUGGAACGGAAGAGGCGGGGGCAGGAAGCGGGUGUUCUCCCAAACCGGCCUGGACCCUUGGAACCCUAGCCGUGAACCCCUCACCGCCACCCCCUCAGUGGAGCAAGGGAGCCAAAGUGACAACUCACUUUGAGCACGAACAAACUGGUUAGCCCUCACCUGCCGUCACUCCUCCCUCGGCCGCUCCUUGUGCAGGCGGUGUGGCCGGGCUCCAGCUUUCAGGAGCCUCGCUCAGGCUAUGCGAUACCGAGAGGCAGAAGAGGGUAGAGGUUUCUGUUUGUCUCUACCUGGAUUGAGAAAUGGAAAUUGUCAUUCAGCUUUGAGUUCUUGGCCAAGAUCUCCGGUGGCUGGUAAACCGGCACCAGAAGGGGAGGGGUAGACACACCCCUGCCCUCCCCCAGCCCCCCUCCUGUGCACACAGACAGCCAGCCAGCGCUGUGGGCAGGCCGGAGGGACCCCAAGAGCUCGGGCCUGAUGUCCAGCCUCCCGGCGUCCAGAGAGAGGCGCCACGCCAGCUCAGAGGCCAGGCCAGGGCCAGGCACUGGUGAAUCAACUCCUGGAAUGAGGUGGCUCAUCAAAGUCCCCUGGACAGGCAGACGCCAGUGCCAGCAGAACGGGUUCUGGGCGGCAGGCGGGCACAUUCUGCCCUUGUCAGACCUUUGUUGUGUUUUGAGGGGGCGAGAGCCAGGGCCUCUCCCGAAACUUGGGUGCUUUCAUAUUCACCCUUCCUCCAUCAGUACGUUCCUCUGCCUUCCACCUCCAGCCUUGCCUGCGGUGUCCCGGGAGAAGACGGGAGGGCAGUGGCCCUCCUGCCCUGGGACCACCCCUCCCUCCCUGGGUCCUGGUCCUCUCUGUCUCACCAGCUCUGGGGCAGGGGGUGCUGAGGGCCUUGUUCGUGUCUGAGACCUUGACUCAGCCUCCUGAGUCCUUCUCCCUGAAGACCUUCGUCCUUUCCUUCCUUUACCCUUCUUGACCUUUCCUUUUGAAGCUUGGAAAAUGUUCCUAGCUUUUGGGCUUUAAGCAGAGCUGAUCCUUGAACAACAAUGUGGUUUGAACUGCACGGGCCCACCUCUAUGUGGAUUUUUUUCUGAUAAAUACAGUACAGUGAAUGCAUUUUCCCUUUCUUUAAAUUUUUUUUUAACAUUUUUUCAUUUUUAAGAGUGAGAGAGACAGAGCAUGAAUGGGGGAGGGGCAGAGAGAGAGAAGGAGACACAGAGUUCGAAGCAGACUCCAGGCUCCGAGCUGUCAGCACAGCGCACGACGCGGGGCUCGAACUCAUGGACCGCGAGAUCGUGACCUGAGCUGAAGUCGGACUCAACCGACUGAGCCACCCAGGCGCCCCUGCAUUUUCCCUUUCUUACCGUUUUCUUACUAACACUUUUUUCCUCUGGCUUACUUUAUUGUUAUAAUACAUGUAACCUACAGAAUGUGUGUUAGUCAACUGUAUCUCUUAUCGCUAAGGAUUCUGGGCUAUGAGUAGUUAAGUUUUGGGGGAGUCAAAAGUUCUAUUCGGACUUCUGACCGUAUGGGGGGGGGGUGACGGUCAGGGCCCCUAUCCCCUGCACUGUUAAAGGGUCAACUGUAUAAUAGAGUUUAGCCUUUUGGGAGGAAAGAUACCGAUAAGUGAAAACAUGAGCUCGUUUGCCCCAGCUCUGUCGGCUCUGAGACCCGUACCCUGUGUGUCACUGAGGCAGCCGUUCGUCUUCUCUACUCCGCACUGGGGCCAAGCCUCUCUGGCCCCGUUUAGUGUGAGGUGUCUGCCGUGGGGAGCGGCCGCGUCAAAGGACUGCCAGUCAGUCUGGGCUUCUGCCCACCACAGCCCUACCAGGAGCCAGAGCCGUCAGUGGCUGAACCCCCGUCUUGCCCCCUGGUUUUGGACAUGAGCCUUCGGGACUCCAGCUAUAGUGUGGCCCCUGGGCCCUGCGUGGUAGCCCAGCUGCCCUCUGAUGACAUGAGUCGUUUGGCAGACCCCCAGAGCAGAGACCACGGCUUCCUGCGCACCAAAAUGAAGGUGACCCUCGGGGACAGUGCCGGCGGUGACCUCUUCACCUGCCACAUCUGCCAGAAGGCCUUCACCUACCAGCGCAUGCUGAAUCGCCACAUGAAGUGUCACAAUGACGUCAAGAGGCACCUCUGCACCUACUGUGGGAAGGGCUUCAAUGACACAUUCGACCUGAAGAGACACGUCCGCACCCACACUGGCGUGAGGCCCUACAAAUGCAGCCUGUGCGACAAGGCCUUCACACAGCGCUGCUCCCUGGAGUCUCAUCUCAAGAAGAUCCACGGCGUGCAGCAGAAGUACGCGUACAAGGAGCGGCGGGCCAAGCUGUACGUGUGUGAGGAGUGUGGCUGCACGUCCGAGAGCCAGGAGGGCCACGUCCUGCACCUGAAGGAGCACCACCCCGACAGCCCGCUGCUGCGCAAGACCUCCAAGAAGGUGGCCGUGGCCCUGCAGAGCACCGUCACCUCCCUGCUACAGAGCAACCACCACCUGUGAGCGGUGCCGCCCGGCCUGGGACCCCCUCCCCGCUGCCUGGCCCGGUCCUCCCGCCGCCACCCCUUGCCGGACACGGCGAUGGGGACCACCGGAGCCCCCCAGCACACGUGCUCACUCAGGCGCCACAUCGAGUGAGCUCUGCUCGCGGCUGCAUCUCUGUCUUGCGGGCAGAGGCCGGGCCGAGCCUGGGCAGACACGUGUGAGUACGGGGCGGCCGUGAGGCCAAGGCUGCCUUCAGGUUGAAGGAGAGCACACCUAGAGACGGGACUUCCCUCCCAGAGGAGGCGCGGAGGAUCCCCUUUCUGCCCUCUGGAGGGCAGGGGCGGGGCCCGCUGGGCGAGGACCGCAGAGUAAAGAGCUCCCUGCACACCGAGGCUGUGGGGGAACUGGCAGCUGCCUGGGCGGGGGGGGGGGGGGGGGGGAUCUAACGCUCAGGGCCGAGGUGGGGGGCUCCGCCCUCCCCACACGGAGCCGCAAACCCGCGUGUGCACACAGGAGGCCUUUCCACAUAUCACCUCAUUUUUAGGAAAUCGACUACAAGGUGCCAAGGGAGUUUUAUUUCCUUUUUUUAAAGAUGACAAAUGUACAGAUAUUAAUAUAUUUUUGGUGCCGAUGGCGGCUGUUUUUAAGAGAGGAUGGAGCUGGCUUUUCUCCCUCCCCAUGCGGUUCUAUUUAUCCUGGACAUUUCACACCUCCUCUGUGCCUUGGUUCUCCUGAGACGUUUAACCUGAGACUUUCCUCCGGCCCUGCCUGGGGAACGCGCUGCGCUCUGUUCUUCCCCUUGGGCUGGGGUAGCGCAUCACACUGGCUCUUCCCUUCCCCCGUGACCCUGCCUCCCUCCCACAUCCUUUCAAGGCAAGCCUGGGGGUUCCCGAGAGCCUGCUUGCCUCCUAAUAACAGACUUCCUUUUGUGGAACGAGAGUCACCAUGGCGAAGGCCGAGUUAGCCCAGCUGCGGCUCGAGGAGGAAGCCUGGCGGAAGCGAGGGGUCUUUGAUGCACCGGGUCCACUGUCUGAGACACUGAGAAGACUAUGGGGCCAGGCUGCAAGGCCUGCCUUUUUCCUGGUUGAGUGAAAAACCCUAGGACGGCAGCAAAAAAAAAAAAAAAGGGGGGGACAGAGAAUAAUAACCAGACACAUCAGAAACCUCGCAGGAGGACAGUAUUAGAUGGCUAUCAAGUUAUAUUUGUAGCCAGUUUUCUGACUGUUUUUCAUACGGCUAGGCUGGGUUGUGAGCACGUAAGGACAGAGCCGUCCUGGGGCUGCUUGGCUCCAUCUGAGGAUAUCAGCCAGGCUCUAUCGGCUUGGCUGUGCCUCCUGCUGAAAACAGGAAAGGGGCGUGGGUCAAAAGGGAGAGGGGGGCAGGAGUGGAGCCAGCCUGCAGAAGAACGAGAAGGCAGACUCGAAAGAGGUCCGCGGAACACGGCGGGCUGGGCCACCCAGCUCAGCCACACCGUAGGCAGCACCAGCGUUGGCUGCCGACGGGAGGCAGGCUGCCCUGACUUCCCUCCGAAUGUGUAUAGAUCGUUUCAGAAGACUGCUUUAGUUUAGAGUGUCUGGGAACUGCUGUAUUCUGGAAGUUAAAUAGUGUGAGAUAACAUUAUCUGGAAGCCCUGUUUCGUCUAUAUUUCUGUGUCCCUGUGCUAUUGCAAUCUGGGGGAGUCCUAAUGCUCUGUGUUGUCUUUUAUUUUAUAACUUUCCCCCAACUAUUAAAAUCAAAAAAUUCUCGUC